Messenger RNA from Salmo salar (Atlantic salmon), 4724 nucleotides. RefSeq lists its product as uncharacterized. The record is from RefSeq and is a predicted model, not a curated record. Lineage: Eukaryota; Metazoa; Chordata; Actinopteri; Salmoniformes; Salmonidae.
AACAAACCUAUGGAUCUGGUAGUGGGACAAUCAACACUAGGCUCCUUUCUUUAUUUGAACAAAACCUUUGCAUGUUCGCACGUUGACUGUAAAUAAGGUUGAAAAUACAAUCCGGAUAUUUUUUAUAAAAUUGGGUAAAAUAUUUACAGGAAAUCUACACACCACUCAGUGCGUCACACAAAGCACUGUGUGCCGUGUCCAUAGAAGAACAAGCCAUGUUCUGAUCAAUCCUGUACGUUAAAUUCGAAAUAAUAAUCGAUUGUAUAUGUAUAUGAGUGUUGGUUGAAGAUGGCUGCCACCAACAUGUCGAACGAGGGGUUUCAAAUUCAGUUCGCCUCUGUUAUGGCGAGUGUAUUGAAGACGGCAGUCACCGAGACAACGAAACUUUUCGAAACAAUUAUUGGGGAUCUGCGAGGCGAAAUAUCCAGAAUAAAAGAAGAGAACGAGGACCUCAAAUCGAGGCUUCGAUCCCAUGAAAUAACGAAGAGAUGGACCGGUGGAAGUGAACGCCAAACCGCAGAACCUAGACCGAGUCGAAGUACAACACGUAUCGGAAAAUGUGACAUCGGCGUUCAAUGUGUUCUGACAAAGCAAGCUUUACCUCAGGCUGGGGAGCAGCACCUGCGGGAGGAGGACCAGGGGACUGAGCUGCUCUGUGGAGCGUAUGACGAGGAGGGCAACCCACAGAUGGCCUUUGUUCUGAUCAAACAGGAGGUGGAUUGGGAGGCAGACUAUUCUGAUUACUACUCCCCCGGGUACAUACUGCUGAAGAAGGAGGGGGGAGAUCCCCCGACUCUGGUCCGCAGACAACCUCUCAGAGAGUUACCAGGCAGAGCCCUGGUCCCUCCUGGAGCCGUCAGGGCCCUGGUCAACCGUUACACCCAGGAAAGGCCUCCCACCACCCAGUCUACAUCAGGAGCCGCAGCGGCCGUCCUCCAGGGAGAUCCAGACACCCAGGAGCCCCCCCAGGCUCGCAGCCCAUCCCAGCCCAGGACCAGAGAGGUUAACAGUGGCAGUGCAGGCCAGGACCAGGCCCCUGGAGCAGAACAGCAGUCACUGGUAAUACCAGCAGCAGAGUCUCCAUCAACAUUAGACCUGACAGAAUCUCCUCAAUCAGCAGCCACUAUCCAGUCUACAUCAACUGUUCUGUCUACUGUAAUGGCCCAGUCCACGGUAACUACUCUGUCAAAAGAAACUGUCCAAACGACCACAGCGGUCCAGUCGACUGUAGCGGUGAAGUCGACAGCAGCAGCGUCAGAGCGCCCGCCACCUGUCCUCUCUGGGUUACCCAGAACCCCUCUUCAGGAUACACAGCCCAGCCCCGUACCCCCUCAUCCACCCCCAUCUCCUCGACCAGCACAGUCCCACACAGACGUUCUACCUGUAGCUCAUCCAAUAGCAGUGCCCUCAACACAACCAGCUAGGCCUACAGCUGUACCUGAUGGACCACCGGCCGCACCACCAACAAAACCACAACCGCCUACACUUUUGGAGCAGUUGGGUGUUGCCACGGAAACAUCGCUAACACCACCGAUCCAGUCCGCUCCGUGUCCGACUGUGUUGAAAGAACCUGCCGCCCCCCCUGAGAAGCAGGCGUCGUUGGUCACUGAGCAUGUGCAACGCUCCUCCACCGUGCCACGACCGAAGUCACCUGCUGUCCCAGAGACGAUGUCUGAUGAAGCUCCUGUACAGCUGUCAGCCCCUGCUGUAACUACACCCUCACCCUCUUGCCCCUUUGAAAUGUCUAAGACACAGUUUGUAUCUCAGUUGUCAGUAGUGCCCCUAGUACGCGCCCUGCCGAGGUUGGAGGAAGACGGGGAGGAAGAUGAAGGGCAGGAAGAUGAGGGAGGGCUUUCUUCCCUCCCUGCCACGUCUACGGAAGCUGUGACAACCAGGUCUGUUGCUACGGAGACGACCCCCGCCGGCGAGAAAAAGGAGGAGAUUGUUGUCCAGGUUGGCGGCAGCCGAAAGUCAAGUCGACGUGAAUCGAUCCUCUCUGGUCUCCGCCUCCGCUUAAGGCCCCGCCCCCGGGACAGUACUCCCUCUCCCGUGGUUGCUAAGAAACCCAGAGGAGAGAGAACCGCCCCUCUAGACCAUGACUACUCAAAGGUGAUGCAGAACAGAGGAGAAAAGUCCAGAGAAUUACACGUUGACCAGGAUGUAGUAGAGGACACCUCUAAAGGUGAGACGGCUGAUGACAAGUCUAGUGGACAAGGAAGUAGUAACCACAUCAGUGAGGAAGAGGAAGGAGCUAACACUGAUGUGACCUCUCCCACCAGACAGUCAGCUAUUGUUGGAGGUGUGUCCAAAUCCAAGAAGAGAAGCAUGACCUGGGUGCAAGCUCAGAGAGGUUUGGCUCUAGCCCAGGCUAAGAGGAGUAGGUCAAAGGUCACUAAGGCCUCACAGAGAGGUCUGAGGUCAGAGCUAAGAGGUCUGGUCACACAUACACAGUUUCUGCCUUCUAACCCACAGUACCGCCGGUCAUAUAGCCCCAGCACUGCCUCCACAUCCAGCCUGCAUUGCACCAGCCCUCACGGUGCCCCCAGCCCACGCCGCACCAGCCCUCGCCAAGCUACGGGAGCGAAUGUGAACCCUUCUCCUACCACCCCUCCUCACCCGCAGCCUCACCCGUUCAAGGUCACUUCCACCACCCCUUGCCGCUUAACACCUCGUUUGGUGGCUGCGGCGGCUUUAUAUUUGAAACGGUCUCCCUCUUCCCCUCAACCUAUCUCGUUUACCAAAGCAUGUCAAGCGCCCGUUCAUCUGCUCUGCCUGCGGCAAGGACUUCCCCAACCUCAAGGGCCUCAACUGCCACGACCGCGUCCAUGGUGACCAGCGGGGCCACCAGUGUCUGCAGUGCAGCAAGACAUUCGUCUACCGCUUCGGCCUGACUAAGCACGAGCAGAUGGUCCACAGUGGCGUGCGCCCGUUCGCCUGCCCGAUCUGUGGCAAACGCUUCGCCAUUCGGCGCGACAUGGAGACGCAUAUCCGUGUUCACACUGGAGAGAAACCAUUUGCCUGCUCCCUCUGUGUGAAGCGGUUCAAGAGGCGUGUGGAACUGAAUGUUCACCUGAGGUGGCACAACGGGGAGAAGAGACACUGGUGCUCGUACUGCGGAAAGGGCUUUCUGGAUUACAAUAAUCUGAAGAGGCACAAACUAGUCCACACCGGAGAGAAACCCUACACCUGCUCUGAGUGUGGCAAGCACUUCAAACAGACUGGCCAUCUGAAGAAACACCUGAAGACAAUACACAAAGACCGAUAGAUAGGGCAGGGUACGAGUCUUUAAUGUCACCCUAUUCCCUAUAUAGUGCACUAUGCAGGCUCUGGUCCAAAGUAGUGCACUAUAUGAGAAUAGGGUGUAUAGAUGGAAAUAAUACACAUUCUCCAUUUGUCAGUUCAAAACCCAGCCAUAAAGGUUUUAAUGAGAUAUUGUGUGUAGUUUGGUGAGGAAAAAAAUACAUUUAAUCCUUUUUUAAUUCAAGCUUGAAUUCUCACAGUGAUUAAUGAAGCAGGGAUCUCAAUCUAUUCCCACAGUGACCGGGAAGGACUUGUUCUUUUAUGUUUUUCUGUACUGAUUGAUUAUAAGAGUCAACGCUUUGGUUGUGUAAACAUUUGGGGCUACUUUUGUUUUUUGGAAGGUUCACGCUGCGAGAGAAUGAUGUAGCUAAGUGAUGACGUAGUGUAAAAAAAUAAUGACAUAGCUAAGUGAUGACGUAGUGUAAAAAAAUAACGACGUAGCUAAGUGAUGGCGUAGUGGAAAAAAAGAAUGACGUAGCUAAGUGAUGACGUAGUGGAAAAAAAGAAUGACGUAGCUAAGUGAUGACGUAGUGGAAAAAAAGAAUGACGUAGCUAAGUGAUGACGUAGUGUAAAAAAAGAAUGACGUAGCUAAGUGAUGGCGUAGUGGAAAAAAAGAAUGACGUAGCUAAGUGAUGACGUAGUGGAAAAAAAGAAUGACGUAGCUAAGUGAUGACGUAGUGGAAAAAAAGAAUGACGUAGCUAAGUGAUGACGUAGUGUAAAAAAAGAAUGACGUAGCUAAGUGAUGACGUAGUGUAAAAAAAGAAUGACGUAGCUAAGUGAUGACGUAGUGUAAAAAAAGAAUGACGUAGCUAAGUGAUGACGUAGUGUAAAAAAAGGAGAAAAAUGUUGAAUUUACAUUUAUUGUAUUUAAAACAAAAUCUGAUUCUUUGUACAUUUUGUUUAUUAAGAAGUUGUUAAGCUGAAAAGCAAGGUAAAAUUUAGUUUUAUCGCAGUCACGCACAUUAUGGUUUUAUGUUCGACAGGUUUGAACUAGUUUCAUUUAAAUUUGUUUUAUGUUAUCUGUGCUUUCAUUGCACUUUUGAUCAAUGAUGUUCCUCAUGGUUGGUUUAAUGGAUCAUUUAUAGAAUGGUGUGGGCUGAUAGAUUUAGGCCUAGCCGUAAAAGAUAGCUUUAAGUUUAUUCUAGGGUUUAACCUAUUCAGUGUUGUUGAAUGUUUAAAACCAGACAUGACUUGUUUUAAUAAUUUUUCAGCGCUAUUAGAUAUGCUUGGGAGGGUGCACUCUCUCAGCGUCCAGGCACAUGUUGGGCCCAACAGUAUCAGUCAUUUGAAAGUUGAAACCGUCUAGGAUGGGCGCUCUAUGACAUUGCAAUAUCAGAUUUGCUACUUAUACUGAAAAUAAAUCUGUCUCAUCUCUCUGGGUCAGUUAGCAAGAACCAAUUAAAGUUCAUAUUUUGGUUUGGC